This is a messenger RNA of Ostrea edulis (European flat oyster), 4286 nucleotides long. RefSeq names its product zinc transporter ZIP1-like. The record is from RefSeq and is a predicted model, not a curated record. Gene Ontology annotation, cellular component: plasma membrane. Lineage: Eukaryota; Metazoa; Mollusca; Bivalvia; Ostreida; Ostreidae. The transcript has a single exon. Bases 97 to 1152 code for a protein of 351 amino acids. Gene Ontology annotation, biological process: zinc ion transmembrane transport. Gene Ontology annotation, molecular function: zinc ion transmembrane transporter activity.
GUUUCCGUAAUUAUGUUUAACUAUAGUCAUGUGACAGUGCAAAAUGGAGGAAUGUAUGAGGGGACGCGGACGCAUAUGAAAUAUUUAACUUAAAAGAUGGAGAUAUCGGGCGUGAAAGUGUUAGUUUUAACUGGACUAUUUUUAAUGACGAUUAUAUUGGGUCUUUUACCACUCAGAAUCGUCAGCUAUUUACGAAAUCGGAGUGGAAGGAACGUGGAUUUGCAUCAACAGGCUGUGUAUAGAAGAACGAUUGGUCUGCUGAACUGUUUUGCUGCAGGCGUUUUCUUGGCGACUGUUUUCCUUGACCUAUUACCCGGUGUACGAAGCAGCUUGACAAAAGCUUUGAAAGCUCUGCAGGCAGACGUUACAUUCCCAAUCGCUGAGUUUGUUAUGAGUUUUGGUUUGUUUAUUAUUUUGGGAGUUGAACAAGGCGUUUUAACAUACAAAGAAAACCAAAUAAACAAUGAAGAUGCUGUGAAGAGGCCAUUAUUGGCCAAUGAUCAUGAUAGAUAUGACAGGCAGCAAAGUUUAACAGAAUCGGUCAGAAGUGAGCAUUCCAUAUCAGGUAUAAGUGAUGAACCCUUUCAGAAUACACAACAGAGUUCCAGACCACUUGAAAAUAAUACAGUUUUAUUGGAUGAAGAGGACCAUGGUGAAUCCCAUGAACACUCACAUGAAAUUAAUUUUCCACAUGACCACUCAAUGCUGAGAUCUCUGCUACUGUUGCUAGCUUUAGCUUUACAUUCACUGUUUGAGGGUCUAGCAGUUGGUCUACAAGAGAAUAUAGAACAAGUGAUCCAAAUUUUUGCAGCUUUGGCUCUUCAUAAAAGCAUUCUUAGCUUUAGUCUGGGAAUGAACCUAGCCCAGAGCAAAAUGACAUUAAAAGGAGCCAUCAAGUCUGUCUUGCUCUUCUCCGUUUCAGCACCUGUUGGUGUGGGGAUCGGGAUUGGAAUUAUUCGCUUGUGGGACUCUGAAGCUUCCAAUCUAGUUCAGGGUAUCCUGCAAGGCAUUGCAUGUGGGACGUUCUUAUACAUUACAUUCUUUGAAGUCUUACCUCAUGAAUUCAAUAAUUGUGAUGCAAGAUUGUUAAAAGUGAUAUUUUUACUUCUUGGAUUUGCUGCAGUGACUGCCAUUGUUUAUUUUCAUCACUGAGAAGAAUCCUUGGAAAAUUUGGACCAGGUAUUAGAGCUUGCUAAUGCCUACAUAUACCAGGUAUCCACGUGAAGAAAAUGUGAGCCUUGAUGUGCAUUUAACAUGUUUAAACAAUAAUUUCUUUUUAUAUGCACAGUGUACUGUAUACAUUUUAAUUUUAUUUUAAAUCUUAGUUAAAUUUAAAUGAUAUUUGAAUGUUAAAUAUAAAAUACAUACAAUAUGUUAUUUUGUAUAAAUCUGUGGGUUAUCAUCUCUCUGAAAGGUGCUAGUUGUAAUGGUUAUCUUAUAUAACUUUAUAUAUUGUGGUUACCAGGAUACGAUGUCAUCAUGUUAAUGUAUAAAUACAUUUGUUAUGUUCAUGCAUUUACUCACAGAUUAAGAUUGACUUUUUAUGUUUGCUACUUUCACUUUAACAAUUUAUAACAAGGCAUUCUAGUCACAAACUUUCAUAAUGUUUGCCUUUUGAACCUAAAGGUUUAUCUUUGACAAUGGGAAUAAGAAUAGUGAGUGUAACUUUACAUUCCUGACAUUAAGUACAGCACAUUUUGAUGACAAUUAUACUGUAACAAAAAAUCUCAACAUUGAAACAACUUCACUUGUUUAGGGGAGGGAUAAUUCUGUGGAUACUAACUGGUCAAUGCAUUUUAUCAUCAUAUAUGAUAUAUUAAUAUAUAUAUAAAAGCACGAAAACCCAACAACACCCUACCUUCUUAAAGUGUCAGAUCUAAGGAGAUACAAGGCCAGUAAAGAAAUUUAUAAAAAGCACUGAAAAGGCGACACUGUUGUGGCCUUUUCAUUGCUUAUAUAUAUAUAUAUAUGUAUAUAUAUAUAUAUAUAUAUAUAUAUAUAUAUAUAUAUAUUUAUACACAGUUGUGUUUGAUACAGAUUAUGAUUUUUUUCUUUUUUGCUUCUUUAUAAUACAUGUAUAUAGGAACUUGAAGUAUUAUUCAAAGUGAGUUAGUGUCAUGAGUAUAUUAUUGAAUGAAAACUGUGUGUAUAUUGUUAAUGCCUGUUUGAUUUUUAGUGUGUAAAUAUGAUUUCAUCUCGAGAACAAAAAAGAUUUGCUGGAUGUUUUAUAAUUUAUUUUUUUUAAAACUUAAAAGCCUGAAAAAUGGCAAUGAUUAAAAGUAACUGUAAGGUAAAGAUUCUGUCAGUAGAUAAGACAUAAGACUUUUGGGGAUUGAAUGAAUUUCUCAUUGCUUCAAUUGUUUUGGAAAGCUUUGGCAGAUCACCAUUUGUGUCUCAGAGCACACUUCACUUGUUAAAAAAGUUUAGCACCAGUGAGCUUUACUGAUUGAAAUUUGUCUACAGUCGUCUAUUUCUCUUUUGUAUGUUAACUUUUCAUAUUUUUGGCUUCUCAAGAGAAACGCUAAACUAGUUAGAACUACCAAACUUCCCUCAAGGCAUCCUUGGGCAAAAGGGAUUUGUGUUUAUUCAAUGAAGAAUUCGUCUUUUCAAAACCAGUGAUCCAGAAAAGUUAAAACUAGUAUGAAAGCUUCCUUCCAUAAUGAAGAUUCAAGUUUGUUCAAACCAUAAGCCCUGGGGCCAUGUCAGGGUUACAAUGGGAUGAGGCCAGGGUUAAAAGUUUUAGAUAGGAAGAUGUAGGAAAUUCUUUAAGAAUCUACUUUUCAAGAACCAGAAAAGUGUCCCCAUGAUGUAGUGUAGAUUCAUGUUCAUUUUCGCUAUCACCCCUGGGCCAGGGUAGGACUACAAUUGGGAUUUCAAUUUUUACUCAGUAAUACAUGUAAUGAAAUUCUUUUUUGAAAAUCCUCUCAAGAACCACAAAGAUACAAUUUGUCAAUUGAAUAUCUGUUCCACCUUGGCCUCUCUGGGGUGUUUGUGAGAAGAGGACAAUAUAUAUUUAUAUAAUACUUAAUGGUCGUGGUAGAGCGUUUGCUUUGCAACCUGGGGGUCAUGAGUUCGAGCCCCACUCAUGCAAACUUGACUGGGUCUUUUGAUUAUCACCUUAAAAAAAGGACAACCCACACAAACCAUGUUGUGGCAGGCAUUUAUAUGUUAAAGAACUCUCACUGCUACGGCCCUGACUGCUAAGCAUAUGUCUGAAUUUAUGGUACUUCAUUUGCAGCUGUAACUAUUUUAAUGUGGUAUAAAUUCAAGUUGUUUACAUUAAUAUGGGGCCAGAGCAGCUGCAUUUAUUGUAAAAAUCUUCUUUUCAAGAAUGACACAUGUACAAUUUGUCAAAUUACUAAGUAUGUAGAGCAAGUAAUCUGUGUAUAUGUGUACAUCCAAAUGUGUUCAUAAAUUGUUGGGUCUAGAACUCAAGGCCACAGUAUAGGAGCUUCAUUUGUUUCUUAGGAAUCUAUAUUUAUUUUUAUAAAAACAUCAUUCACAAGGAUGCAAUAUGUGUGUGUGAAAUCCUUGCGUAGUGUGAUUUAACAUAAGUCUGUCGACUGUUCCACCUUGGCCUAUGGGGUCUUAGUGAGAAGAUGUAUAAAUAUAAUUUGGCAUCAUUCGCAUGUAAUGUGGAUUCAAGAAUGAUUGUCUACAACAUGACCCCUGGGUCAGGAGAAGGGGUUAGUUAAAGUUUAACAAAGAAUUUAAAUAACUAGAAAACUUUUUAAUUCAACAAUAGUCUUUUCCAGAUUGAACCACAAGGGCACAAUAGUGUAAAGUGAUAUGCUUUAUCUUGUAGAUUUCAUUUACCAUGACCCCCCCCCCCCCCCCCCCCCCCAUACAUGUAGGCUGUAAUAAGGACUUCAUAUGACUGUUAUUGAUAUGAGUACACAAGAAAUAUUUUAAUGUAGUUUUUAUAUCAUUAAAUAUUUCAUUUCUUAAAAAUUAUUUGUUAGUACUCUAACAAUGAACCCAACUUUAUAUGUCAGAUCUUUUACCCCUUUCAAAAGAUCUUUUAUCCCUUACAAGUUUCAUCAAAUUCAAAGCAUGCAAUCAUGAAAAACACGAGAGAUGACAUGCAUGCUACACACACACACACACACACACACACACACACACACACGUUAUAGAACAACUGAGCAUUCAUAUAUUUUGUUUUAGUAAAUGGUAAAAGGGAUUUAUGUAUUUAGCAUUAUAUAUAAGUAUUAGCUUUAUCUUGUUAUGCAUGAAACUUUUAUAUUGUUUUACAUGAAUUAUAUUUCAAUAAAUUGUAUUCUUCA